Messenger RNA from Penicillium cosmopolitanum, 450 nucleotides. RefSeq lists its product as uncharacterized. The transcript has a single exon. Lineage: Eukaryota; Fungi; Ascomycota; Eurotiomycetes; Eurotiales; Aspergillaceae. The record is from RefSeq and is a predicted model, not a curated record. The coding region runs from base 1 to 450 and encodes 149 amino acids.
AUGGUCCGCGAAUCCCAAAACCACCAAGACCCGCACGAAGGCGGCUCAAUCUUCGACAUGGCCUCAAAAGGAACCACCAUCCCCAACGACGCCGGAAAAAUGAACACAAUUCCCUCCGUACCCGGGCCGGACCAACGAGUCGAACACUUCGCCUUCGACAACGACGGCCUAGCAAAACCAACAACAGCCACAGCAGCCGAUAACGCAACCGACAUGCCGCGCUCAACUCGGGACGUUGGACAGAGUGGUGAAGUGCUUACUGGUGCUGGUGAUACGUUGCCUGCUGCUGUCGAGUCGAAGCGUGCCUAUAUGGGGAAUAAUGUUCCUGGUGCGCCGGCUGAUAGUAGGAGUCAGAAGCAUGAUCGGCAGAAACGGGGGGCGUUUGAUACUUAUGCCCAUGAAGAUGAGGAGUCUUGGGAUGCUGUUGGGGAGAGUCAGGCUACGAAAUAG